Messenger RNA from Theileria annulata, 531 nucleotides. RefSeq lists its product as uncharacterized. Lineage: Eukaryota; Apicomplexa; Aconoidasida; Piroplasmida; Theileriidae. The coding region runs from base 1 to 531 and encodes 176 amino acids. The record is from RefSeq and is a predicted model, not a curated record. The transcript is spliced from 4 exons.
AUGAUUGUUGUUUCUAUAAAUUAUUACAAAUCUGUAAUGAGUUUUAUAUGUUUUCUUAUUAUUUUAUUUUUUUCAAUUUCAAAUAAAUUUAUUUUUUGUAAAUUUGGAUCAGAUAAUCAUUCGAUUUCAUCAUCUUUGUUGGAAUCAGUUGAGAAGGCAAGAACUAACCUCAAAGUAAUUCAAGAAUUAAUUUAUUUUUCACAGGAGUUUCAAGAAUUAUACAAGCUCACUAGGGAUGAAAUUUUGAAGUUUGGUGACAUUAUCAAGACCAUUCCAAAUCACGAUUCCUACACACAUAACAGGUUUACACAGGUUUCUGAACCGGCAAAUGAAGGCAAAAUAAGGGAGAGUUUAUAUGUAACUCAGCUCAAGAGAUCAAGUCCACAAUCAACUGUUUCAAUAGACGUUAAAGAGGUAUUGAUUAAUGUUGGAGAUAUUGUUAAAAACUCAACCGAACUAAACUCAUUCACUGAAGAUCCUUAUGAAAAUUAUUUUGAAGAUGAACUUCAAAGGAUGGAAUCUGAGAGUUAG